This is a messenger RNA of Manduca sexta (tobacco hornworm), 2476 nucleotides long. Its product is annotated as scavenger receptor class B member 1. The transcript has 12 exons. The record is from RefSeq and is a predicted model, not a curated record. Bases 448 to 1941 code for a protein of 497 amino acids. NCBI's taxonomy places the organism in Eukaryota, Metazoa, Arthropoda, Insecta, Lepidoptera, Sphingidae. Gene Ontology annotation, cellular component: membrane; cytoplasm. Gene Ontology annotation, molecular function: scavenger receptor activity.
GAGCGUGUAGGAAACUUUAGGAAUGUCUCGUCUCUGUUAGUAUUGUACAAUUAACAUUACUAGAUGGUGGUUCUCUUGUAUCGGAGUCUCUGUACUUAGCUAGAACGGUUUUUUUACAGUAAUCAGUGUGCAAUUUGUUUUAUAUUUUUUAACGUCAAAUGUGCUAAUAAAUAUCUGUGAGGUUGAUGUCGGGUAGUACAGCGUUGCUGCCAAUCAGAUCAUUUCUGGAUUAAUCAAUUCUGAAAAGCAUUAUUGGUCAUUAGAUGUGACUUUACAAUCAGGCACUGAAGCUAACGGCCCAACUCAUGGACACUGGUGACCGCCCAUGAACUUCGACAGUGCUAGGGGUAUAUGGGUAUGCCAAGCCGCCGCCUACGAUAAAAAACAUUUAAAUAUGAUAUUAUACUUGGAACGGUAACGAGUAAACCUGUAUAAGAAUAAUAAAAAAUGGUACUUGUUCCGCGGAAAGAUGAUUUGAAAGAGAGGAUUAGGGGAAAAAUUAUCAUAACACUUUUUUUGGGAAUUGGGAUGUUGUUAAUUCCCGUUAUUUUGACCAUCACGGACCCCAUGUUCAUCAUAGCUAAAUAUAAAUUCCGCCUCGCGAACGGAAGCAUCUUACAUCAGCUUUUAGAAUCCGAGAUGGAAGGAGGGAGAUAUGCCAUCUACCUAUUCAACAUCACCAAUGCGGAUAAGUUCAUGUCUGGAGAGGACUAUAAACUUAAGCUGGAGGAAAUUGGACCUUUUACUUAUGUGGAGUACCGUAGUCACGACAAACUGAAGUUCUCCGACUCUGGCGAGAUGAGCUACAUACCGCGCAUGCGGGCCCAGUUCAUUCUCGAGGAGUCAGUGGCAGACACGCGGGACGUGCAAAUCGUCAUGCCUAAUAUUCCUAUGCUGAGUGCCACUACCAUACUCCACUCGUCACCGCUUUUCAUCAAGAACUUGUACAGCAUCAUCGUGCGUGAGCUUCGAUCCACCGCCAUUGUGAAGAUGGACGCCCACAAAUAUCUGUGGGGGUAUGAGGACCCUGUCCUCACAGUCGCAAACAACCUGGUCCCUGGCCUGAUACAUUUUAAAACCACGGGAAUAUUAGAUAGAUUCUACGACAAUGGCACUAAGUAUCAAAUGGUGUUAAGCACCGAAGAGGCCAGUAAGUUCCAGAUAAAGUCAGUAACAAAGUACAGAAACGCUGAGGUGUGGAGCGCUGAAGAUAUUCCUGACAGUACCACCGUAUUCAACGACACAUACGAGGGCAUGGCAUACCCUCCCCUUAUCUCAACCAGCACUCCCAUCAACAUUUACCGGCUGGGCGUCUGCAGGACCUACGGAGUGGAGUUCUGUGGCAUCAAGUCCUCGGAGUAUGGCCCCAACGCCUUCGUCUACAAGUUUAGAAAUGACACGUUCUAUAAUACCCGACUGUGCGAUGGUAAAGGGUUCUGCCCUCAAGGAAUUAUGGAUAUGUCCAGAUGUUUCUUUGGUAUACCAAUGGCAAUGUCGAAAGGUCAUUUUUUGGAUGCUGAUCCUGCUUUGAUGAACCGUAUCGAAGGUUUGAAGCCUGAUCCUGGUAUACACUCCAGUCACAUGGUUAUAGAACCGAAAAUCGGUUUGACUUUGGAGACUUCUUUGUCAUUGCAAGUGAACAUUAUGGUGGGAGACGUCAGUUAUAACAGCGAUGCUAGUCAGUUCUCCAACAUGGUGGUGCCUUUAGCGCAUUUUAAAAUUAUACAACCCGAGCUCCCAUCCAUAGCAAUAACAGCACUAAGACUGAUAUACAUCACUGUACCUAAAGUGGUUUUAAUCACAGAAAUAAUUUUAGUCAUCGCAGGACUUCUACUACUAGGAUAUUCUGUAAAACUUAUCUAUACUUAUUAUAUAUUUACUAUACAAAGUAUAGACGAGAAGAAAGCAGAAACGCUUCUAGUUAAGAAAGAUAAAAAUUGACUGAGAUUUGGAGCGUUCUCGAACUAUCUCGAAAUGUUUCUGAAUAGUUUAUAUCUACUGUUUUGGUAUCCAACAAGGUAGUAAUCACUGAGAACGAAGUUGGUGUUUCUAUUUAGAACACUCCCAAAAUGAUGACGGUGAGAACAUUAUAUGGAUGAUUGCGUCUCAAGCAGAUGCGUCAAAACUGCGUAAUUUUUUUUAUUACUUAAGUAGCAAACGAGCAAGCGGUGCGGCUGAUGAUAAGCGGCAACUACCGCCCAAUGAUUUAAAAUAAUGCUGGAUGGCUAAAUAUUUUGCUUAAGCUGAAGUACUACAUCGACUAAGACCUGAUAGUUACAACGAUUCUUGGUAAUCGUAAUUGCUCUCCAAAAAGAGAAACAGCAUCAAGGAGGGUUAAGGUUCACUAAAGCGUUUCUCCAUUACACUUCGAAAUGGGCGCAAUUCGUCAUUUAUGUUCUGUUUUACGAAACAAAAUGGCUACUUCAGUUCCAGCUCAAAUAAUUUUAACAAUAUUUAAGUAAAAUGUGUCCUAGUG